Molecule: messenger RNA, 3603 nt
Organism: Adineta ricciae
Lineage: Eukaryota; Metazoa; Rotifera; Eurotatoria; Adinetida; Adinetidae
Source: the annotation of a GenBank genome assembly
AUGGCUGAGAGUCCUUGUAAAACUGUUUCGAAUGAAGAUUGCUUGAUAAAUAAGGAAGUGAUCGAUUUAUUAGCAUCAUUAAUUGAAACUAUCGACAAAAAAGAACAAUCUGAAGAAGUAAAUUUGGAAAAUUUUACUCUAUUAUGGUGUGAUAGUCAAGUAAAUUCUUCUGCUGACAAUCGUCAAACACAAUUAGACUUACGUCAAUCGAUCAAUUUUCUAAAAACUUUCGAAUCAGCAGAUUCAUGUCAAUUAUAUAUCGAAAGCCAAUCGAACGAAUAUAUCGUUUUAAUUGUAUCUGGUAGCAUCGGACGCGAAUUGAUCCCGAAUAUACAUUCUUUACCACAAGUCAUUGCUAUUUAUGUCUUCUGUUUGGACAUACGAGAGCACGAAACAUGGUCUGCAAAGUACGAAAAAGUCAAGAAAGUCACAUCGGGCAAAGUUCAAUUAUUAGAUGCGAUUAUAAAUGAUCAAGCGCAAAGAAAUAAUCUUGCGCGACAACAAAACAUUGACAUUACUGUUUUUAGUGUUGCAAAUAUGAGAAGUAGACCGACCGAGACAGUUGCUUCUUCCAGAGAAUAUUCCCAUCAAAAUCUUGAUAGCGACUUUAUGUGGUCGCAGCUAAUUGUCGAAGUUCUAUUGAAAAUGAACGAAACACUUCGCGAACACUAUUUUAACAUAUUUAUUGCCAAUUGUAAAAAACAAUAUCAUGGUAAUUUGAAUGAUUUGAAAAUUGUCGAUGAAUUAGAAGAAUAUUAUUAUGCACCUGCUGCCCUUUUCUGGUAUACUCGAGAUUCGUUCUUGUAUCGUGUUCUAAAUAGAGCAUUACGAUGCCGUGAUGAUCAUGUAUUAGUUACUAUGGCGUUUUUCAUUCACGAUAUCUAUAUUGGACUGCAAGAAAAGCAAAAGGAAUUGGCAAAAGAAUCAUCGACCAUACGUGUUUAUCGAGGACAGUUAAUGUCAAUUGUCGAGCUCGAAAAGAUGAAGACAAGUGUUGGUAAAUAUAUUUCAAUCAAUAGUUUCUUUUCGACGACAAAACAACGACAAUUAGCAUGGGAAAUUUAUGCGGGUGCAAAAAAUAAUCGAAGCAAUCAAUCUGAAGAGGCGAUACUUUUUGAAAUCGAUGCUGAUGCGAAUCUAAUGGAUGCCAAACCGUUUGCUGACAUUACAAAUCACAGUGCAUUUGAUAAAACGGAGCAAGAAGUUUUAUUUAUGCUCGGAAGUAUAUUUAAAAUUGUUGCUAUUUCUCAAACUGAAGAAGAAAACCUGUGGAUAAUUAAAUUAGAAUUAAGUACCGAAAAAGAGAAUGAAUUAAAAUCGGUUGCUGAUUAUAUGAAAAAAGAAAUACCAGAGGAGACGGAUAUGAUGUCUCUUGGUAUAAUUUAUUACAAUAUGGGAAAGUACUUCGAAGCAGAACAAUACUUUGAGAAAACGGCUAAUAUAUUAUCUGAAGCAGAUGCCAAUCUUGCAGGAUGUUACAGUAAUCUAGGAAUGAUUGCUUACUGUGGAUAUGGCGAUUAUCAGAAAGCUUUCGUUAAUUAUUCCAAAGCGCUCGAGCUUGAACUAAGAAAACCAUUGCAGCAUAAGCAUACCCUUGGCAAUAUAUUCAAUAAUUUGGGUAAUGUUUUAAGACAACAAGGUCGAUAUACUGAGGCGCUUGAGCAGUACUCAAAUGUGUUCAAAAUAGAUUUAGACAACAAGGGACUUCAAGGUGUUCUCUUAGCUGCAGUCUAUCUAAAUAUAGGAAUUGUUUACAAAGAAUUAGGGAAACAUGUCUUAGCUUUGGAAAGUAUGAAUGAAUCCUUAACAAUCACAUCGCGAGAACUACCUGAAAAUCAUCCGACUCUCGCCAGUAUAUACAAUUAUAUUGCACUCGUACAACAAAGUACUAGAGACUUUGAAUCAUCUAUGAGGAAUUUUCAAAGAGCUUUGUCGAUUCAGUUGGCUGCAUCGCCAGAUCAUCCUGAAACCGCUAUUACGUAUAAUAACAUCGGAAUGACAUAUGUGCUUGGAUCCAAAAAUUAUACCGAAGCUCUCAUAAAUUAUGAAAAGUCGUUAAAAAUCUUUGAAAACGCCUCUUUAACAUCAAAUCGUCCGGCGAUGGUAUCUCUGCUUACGAAUAUUGGCUUCUUAUAUCGGCGGAGAGAAAGCUAUGAUUUGGCUUUGAAAUACUACGAGAGAGCUCUACAGGUGCAAUUAGAAUGGGCACCGNUCGGAAUGACAUAUGUGCUUGGAUCCAAAAAUUAUACCGAAGCUCUCAUAAAUUAUGAAAAGUCGUUAAAAAUCUUUGAAAACGCCUCUUUAACAUCAAAUCGUCCGGCGAUGGUAUCUCUGCUUACGAAUAUUGGCUUCUUAUAUCGGCGGAGAGAAAGCUAUGAUUUGGCUUUGAAAUACUACGAGAGAGCUCUACAGGUGCAAUUAGAAUGGGCACCGAGCCAUUCAACUACUGCUGUUAUUUACGAUAAUUUAGGUUUGAUUUAUCAAGAUGGCUUUCAAAAUUAUAGCGAAGCAUUGUCUAAUCACAAAAAGGCCAUUGAAAUAAUUAAAACUACAUUACCAGCAGACCACCCGGAUCUAAGAAAAGCAUUAUCUCACAUAGCUGAUGUUUAUAAUGAAACAGACGAAUACGAACUAGCUUUAGCGACUUAUCAAGAAGCAUUGAAGAUUAUGCCAUCAUCUAUACUGUAUCAAACUGGUAUUGCAGCACUUUAUGCUAAGUUAGCCCUCGUUUACACAAAUGGCUUCCACAAUUAUAUCGACGCAUUGAGCAAUCUAGAAAAAGCACUGUACAUUUACACAAAUCUUUCUUUAUCCGAUCAGAUAAGUGUAGUUCUUCAUUGUAUUCAAGAGGUGAAGGAACGACAGGAAAAUGACAAUCCGUUGGAGUACAAUUUAACUCCCAAACAUCGGUACUCUAUGAAACAAAUAUUAGGCGACGGUGAAGUUCUUACAAAUAUGUAUGAUAGUAGAAUAUGUGUCCCUAUGUCUGAGUUUAUACGAAGCAACACAACUGUUGCCUUAUAUUUCGCAAAUCAUGCUUCGUCGUUCAGUUGUUGGGUUACUUCUGAGUUAGCCGAGAUAUACAAACAAAUGUUAUCGAGCGAAACUGAUCCGUCAUUAUCAUUUGAUAUUAUAUAUGUAUGGCUGUGUGAUUCGGAUGAAGAAUCCUUCAUAAAAAGUUAUAGAGAAAUGCCCUGGAAAACGUUACCUUAUCGUAGAAAAGAUACCAUGAUUUUAUUACAAAGAAUGUUGACAUAUUUCAAUCUAGAACGGAUGCCAAGAUUAAUUGUCUUCAAGGCAACAACUGGUGAGAUUUUAUCAGAAGAUGGGCAUCGCGCAUUGAUUCAAAUGAAACUGAACGCAAUCAAGCAGUGGUGCUGUGGAGAAAAAGCAAUUCGUUCACGAUCACCAUGUGAAGAAUUUAUUUGGUAUAGUGUACAAUGUGAUGGUGACUGUGGUAUGUUGGCUUUGAAAGGAUUAAGAUAUCACUGCAAAACGUGCGAAAAUUAUGAUUUAUGUGCAAGGUGUAAAGAAGCGAAAGGACAUGAACAUGCGUUGGAGCUAAUGGAACCAUCGUACGAAAGUGAUGAGGAACAACAAUGA